Messenger RNA from Cynocephalus volans (Philippine flying lemur), 930 nucleotides. Its product is annotated as olfactory receptor 12D2. NCBI's taxonomy places the organism in Eukaryota, Metazoa, Chordata, Mammalia, Dermoptera, Cynocephalidae. Bases 1 to 930 code for a protein of 309 amino acids. Gene Ontology annotation, cellular component: membrane. Gene Ontology annotation, molecular function: olfactory receptor activity; G protein-coupled receptor activity; odorant binding. Gene Ontology annotation, biological process: G protein-coupled receptor signaling pathway. The record is from RefSeq and is a predicted model, not a curated record. The transcript has a single exon.
AUGCUGAAUCAGACCUCAGUAACUGAAUUUCUCCUUUUGGGAGUGACAGACAUCCAAGAACUGCAGCCUUUUCUCUUUGUGGUUUUCCUCACCAUCUACUUUGCCAAUGUGUCUGGAAAUGGAGCCAUCCUGAUGAUUGCCAUCUUUGAUCCAAGACUCCAUUCACCUAUGUAUUUCUUCCUGGGGAACCUAUCAUGUCUGGAUAUCUGCUACUCCACAGUGACACUGCCAAAGAUGCUGGAGAACUUCCUCUCUACACAUAAAGCAGUUUCUUUCUCAGGAUGCAUAAGCCAGCUGCAUUUUUUCCACUUCCUGGGCAGCACAGAGUCUAUGUUGUUGGCUGUUAUGGCAUUUGACCGCUUUGUAGCUAUCUGCAAACCACUUCAUUACACUGUCAUAAUGAAUCAUCAGCUCUGUACCCAGAUGGUUGUUGCAGUCUGGAUCACUGGGUUUUUCCAUGCCCUGUUGCACUCCACAAUGACCUCCUACUUGAAUUUCUGUGGUUCCAACCAUAUCCAUCACUUCUUCUGUGACGUUAAGCCACUGUUGAAGCUGGCCUGUGGGAACACUGAGCUCAAUCAGUGGCUACUCAAUACUGUCACAGGGACCAUCGCCAUGGGCCCCUUCUUUCUGACACUUCUCUCCUAUUUCUACAUUAUCGCCUAUCUCUUCUUCAAGACCCAUUCUUGCAGCAUGCUUCACAAAGCACUGUCCACUUGUGCUUCGCACAUCAUGGUAGUUAUUCUCUUCUAUGUGCCUGUUCUCCUCACCUACGUUCGUCCUACCUCAGAGAGCUCCAUGGACCAGGACCGGAUCAUUGCUAUCAUGUACAGUGUGGUCACUCCUGUACUAAAUCCACUGAUCUAUACUUUGAGAAACAAGGAAGUAAAGGGGGCCUUGGGUAGAGUAAUCAGAAGGAAUCUGACUUGA